AUGACUUUCAUUACCAUGGAAAAGCACUUCUGCAUGCACUGCCUGCGAACCGCGAUCAACGAAUUCCGCGCCGGAGGGAUAAGCACCCCUAAAGUGCUAGAGAUUUGCUGUCGAUUUGAUACCGAGAUCGACUCCAAGAAAGGGCUAAGCAAGAGAUGCCAGCAGUGUGUUGCGCGUGCCGAUACCUGUGAAGCGCCUGUGGCUGGAAUAGCGGGAGACGUGCAGGAUUUCCUCCGGCUCCUGGAGUUUUUACGCAGCUUAAUCAUGGCGAUGGUCCCCGAAGAGGAGCAACCGGACGACCCAGAGGAUAACGAUGGGUUUUGGGUGUUCGCGCCCGCAACUCGCCUCCGUUUUGCCCGGCUUUCGCUGGACCUUGCCCGUGGUUUCAACCACGCUAAGACCGCCCAUCGGGUCGCCCAUGGGCUGACUGGUUCCGCCAAAGCGCGUUUGGUGCGUGGUUACCUAGUGCAAUCGCCUGUGUAUCGCCAGCUAAUGUCCCUGUUUAGCCCGCGACUACUACUUACAAGCAGUAUAUUGUUGCUUGACAGCAACUCAUGGUUGCUGCGGUUUCUCCUCCUCGUUUUAACUCACAUUAAGGAGGUGAUUGCCGCCGACGAGUACAAUGCCGACUUCCCAGAUGCUCUAGGGGCUUUUCCGAUUCCUAUCCCCUAG
This is a messenger RNA of Pochonia chlamydosporia 170, 672 nucleotides long. RefSeq lists its product as hypothetical. The coding region runs from base 1 to 672 and encodes 223 amino acids. The transcript is spliced from 3 exons. Lineage: Eukaryota; Fungi; Ascomycota; Sordariomycetes; Hypocreales; Clavicipitaceae. The record is from RefSeq and is a predicted model, not a curated record.